Messenger RNA from Penicillium canariense, 645 nucleotides. RefSeq lists its product as uncharacterized. The transcript has a single exon. Lineage: Eukaryota; Fungi; Ascomycota; Eurotiomycetes; Eurotiales; Aspergillaceae. The record is from RefSeq and is a predicted model, not a curated record. Bases 1 to 645 code for a protein of 214 amino acids.
AUGCUGGCGUUGCGCAAAACGAGAGACGGACCCACCAUCCACUGGGCGCUCGCGCCGGCUGAACCAGGCCCCAACCCCAUGGCAAGCCAGUCCAGUCAAGCCAGCCAAGCCCGUCAAGCCGUGGCCCACUCAAAGUCUGCCGCUGGACUUGCUGGUGACGGCCGCAGCAGCUGCACAACCACUAGCGCCUCUUGGCAAAUUCACACCUUUCCUGCCAGCCCCUCGACUCUUCCCUUCUCUCCUCUCGGGCUUCAUCCUUUCCCCUUCUGCUCUACUGCCCUCCUACCCCCCCCCCCCCCUACUCUCUAUCCUUCCAAUCCUCACUUUCUUCCCCCCCCCCCCUCCUCCUCCUCCACAUCCUUCCUUUAUUCCUGUUCUCUUCCUCCCCAUUUGCAAACCGGGGAUUUCCGGUCACCCUCACCCGCCGGCUUCUCCACACGCGCCCAACUCCGGCCUCCCAUCUCCUGGGCGCAUCCCAAUUCCACCCGCGCCGAUCGCAAGAUCUUGACCACCGCCGGUCGGGCAUCGCGUGUCACCCUGCGUCUAACCUUUUUUGAGACGACAUUGGACCUGCGAUUCCGCCGCCAGGCACUCGCUCUCCGCGUUUCAGCUCUCUACCCGCCGCUGUUUCUCAUCUUCGGGUAG